Messenger RNA from Acanthosepion pharaonis, 459 nucleotides. The record is from the annotation of a GenBank genome assembly. Lineage: Eukaryota; Metazoa; Mollusca; Cephalopoda; Sepiida; Sepiidae.
AUGACGGAGAACAAUAAAACUAAUCCUCUUUUUGCUAUUCAAAAUGAAAACGAACCAGAUAUUGACUGGUCUUACUACAUGCGACGAGAGAUGCAGGAGAUUGUGCCAGGAUUGUACCUUGGUCCUUAUGCAGCUGCUAUGAAAAACAAAUAUGAAACCCUCAAAGAACAAGGAAUCACACACAUUGUCUGUAUAAGACAAGAUGUGGAAGCCCGUUUCAUCCGUCCAAACUUUCCUGAACAUUUUGAAUACCUACUGCUCAACAUUGCUGAUAAAGCCACUGAAAACAUCAUCCAACAUUUUAUAAAGGUAAAAGAAUUUCUUGACAACUGUUUUUUUUUUUUGGAGGCCGAGCCUUGGUACAUGGAAUUUGAACCUAUUUACAGGGCUCGAAUGUCUCAGAUGAAUGGUCAGAGGUCAACAUGUACAGGUCCACUGAAAAGAAAGUUUGAAGACUAA